This is a messenger RNA of Labeo rohita (rohu), 944 nucleotides long. RefSeq names its product stress-associated endoplasmic reticulum protein family member 2 (gene serp2). Gene Ontology annotation, biological process: endoplasmic reticulum unfolded protein response. The transcript is spliced from 3 exons. Lineage: Eukaryota; Metazoa; Chordata; Actinopteri; Cypriniformes; Cyprinidae. Gene Ontology annotation, cellular component: endoplasmic reticulum. The coding region runs from base 194 to 391 and encodes 65 amino acids. The record is from RefSeq and is a predicted model, not a curated record.
GGAGAUGGAGCUGAGCUAAAUAGGGAGCGCGUCCCACUAGACGUUAUUAGGCUACAUGGAGGCGCACUUCCGUCCCGCAUAAUUCGGUUUAGGGGAGCAGGUGCAGGGAAGGGGACUGAAGCGUCACCUCAGAUAAAGCAAUAUAUUUGAUUUACUGUAGCGUUUAAUUUAUACCUAUACGCUGGGUCGGAAGAUGGUAGCAAAACAAAGAAUCCGUAUGGCAAACGAGAAGCACAGCAAAAACAUCACUCAGAGGGGGAACGUAGCGAAGACCCUGCGACCGCAAGAGGAGAAAUAUCCGGUGGGGCCAUGGCUUUUGGCACUCUUUGUAUUUGUCGUUUGUGGAUCAGCUAUCUUUCAGAUAAUUCAAAGUAUCAGAAUGGGAAUGUGAGUCCCAGCGUUCUUCACGUACCCUGCCCUACAUCUGAAUGAGAUUUUUGGAUGACUGGAUACAAUCUGAAGGAGACCGAUAGGUGAAAUCCUGUUUGUGGGUCAGAUGGUUGUAUGCUGAGCUGGAUCUAGUGUACAAUACUACAUGACAUUGUCACACAUGUUUACAGUGUCCCUGGAUGAAGGGAGCACAUGCUUUUUCUACAAAACCAUUGUUGUUGUUGACACAUCGUAUCGUUUUUGUCAUAUUUAUUUGUGAUUGAUGAUUGCCAUGAUCUAUUUCUCUAUUUAAUCGUGUUUGCGUGAGCCUUUUUCAAAUAAACGUCAAACACAUUUGGAUAAUGACUCGUAUAUGUUUUGCCUUUCAAAGCCAUUUUUUUUUAAAUGUGAACCUUUGUGAAUGUUACAGCAGAUGUUAAAAAUGUGCAUUUGUGACCCUGGACCACAAAACCAGUCGUUUUUGUAGCAAUAGCCAAAAAUACAUUGUAUGGGUCAAAGUGGUCGAUUUUUCUUUUAUGCCAAAAAUCAUUAGAAUAUUAAGUAAAGAUCAUGUU